Spodoptera frugiperda (fall armyworm) is the source of this 797-nucleotide messenger RNA. Its product is annotated as basic salivary proline-rich protein 3. The coding region runs from base 109 to 534 and encodes 141 amino acids. NCBI's taxonomy places the organism in Eukaryota, Metazoa, Arthropoda, Insecta, Lepidoptera, Noctuidae. The transcript has 2 exons. The record is from RefSeq and is a predicted model, not a curated record.
CGCCGUACGCAGGACAGGUGUCUCGCUCUCUGCCACAAUAAAUAGCUAUUUACCAGCGAAUGCGGCCUGUGGCUCUAGCCAGGAGGUGUUCUCAAUUUGUCGCCCGGAAUGAGAUUGUCGCCGCUUUCAGUAUUAGAGAAGCGGUCACCUAUGGGCCCACCUGCAAACCGAGGACCUCCACCUAACAGGGGCCCACCUCCCAAUAGAGGGCCUCCUCCGAACAGAGGACCUCCUCCAAAUAGAGGACCACCUAACAAGGGACCUCCACAAAACGAAUAUUAUGAUCAAGGUCCCGUACCUGGAAAUACUGGUAUGCCAAAUUACAACGGUGUGACAGAAGGUUAUCAGAAUCAAAAUCCAAAUCAAGUCACAAAUAAACCACAAGAUAAUGCAAACAAGGAACAAAUUGUUGCCGUACUGCAAGAAUUUUUAGGUGAUCGCUUCAAUGGUGAUGCUACUGGAAAACCACCAAUUACUCCUAGUCAGCACUACCCUCCGAUAUACCAAGCAGUAGCUGUAACUCCAGAAGAAUGAUUUAUAGAUAACCAGUUUACUAUUUCCCGAGUGGUCUCAGAUGAGGACCACUUUAUUUGAAAAUUUUAUGAGAGAAAGAGACUGAAGGAAAUAGAUGAACAUUUCGUAUAUCGUUCUACUGAUCGACUGCCAUUUUAAUAUUGUCAUUACUUUUGUAUUUAAUAUUUUUAUAAUCUAAUUUAAAUUGGCUGGAGUCCAGACUUUAGAAUAUAUUAUUUAUUUAUUUUUGUACAAUGAAUUCUAAAAUUAUAAUAUAGAAAUUG